Molecule: messenger RNA, 11903 nt
Organism: Mizuhopecten yessoensis (Yesso scallop)
Lineage: Eukaryota; Metazoa; Mollusca; Bivalvia; Pectinida; Pectinidae
Product: potassium voltage-gated channel protein Shal-like
Exons: 4
Coding region: 827-2563 (578 amino acids)
Biological process (GO): protein homooligomerization; potassium ion transmembrane transport
Cellular component (GO): membrane; voltage-gated potassium channel complex
Molecular function (GO): protein binding; A-type (transient outward) potassium channel activity
Source: RefSeq, a predicted model, not a curated record
ACUGCCUUAGCUAACGUGUUGUAAUACAGAGGGUUGUUAGCGAAACAUGGGUCGCUACCUUAGUAUUAUUUGUACACAUUUCUCGGCAAAAGAUGUGUUGAAAUAGAGGAAUCUAACUGUUACUCUUCGUUGAAUUUUGAAUGAGGGAAACUAAUUAUGUCUAGCUCAAUCCCGCCUCGUGCCAGGCUUUGAACACGGCGCUGGAUAUUGAUCGUAAAUUCUAUAUGGCUCGCUCUCCACAUACGAUGUUUUAAUGAGAAACAGCGACAACCGGCGAAGCGCCGUUUCUCAGCGCUUGUAUUUCUCCGACAGCGGCAGGCUAGCAAUGGAUACUGACUACGAACGCACGCGGCUAUUCGAGAUCAACAGUAGGGAGGUCUACUAAGAAACACGACAGCAUGCAAACAACUUCUUGAAACCGAAAUUCAUGUGAUUCUACCGAUUCUUUGGAAAUAUGUUUUAAAUUGUUGUGCAUUCGAGGAGAGCAAUGGCUACCGGGUAAACAAGGGAUGGAUCUAAAGAGAUAUGUGAAUACAUUACUGAACACACACAGCUGGGAUCCGUACGGUACUACCUUGUACACGGAGAAUGACAUGCAUUAGCAACUGUCAAGGUAUGGUUAGGAUAUAUUCUAUUGUCUUUGGGCCUGUGGAAGUCACGCUUUUCUAAACGAUGUUUGUACUGUAAUUUAACCUGUCUCUAAGAUUUAAAACGGCGUAAUUUCUUCAUUUAUUCUACAUUUUUCGCCUAAUACUGUUCACCUUAAAUAUUCAAAAUUGUAUUCCUUCAGAAUUUUGAUUUUAUUACGUCAUCCAAGGCGAACGUCAUGGCUUCUGUUGCCGCCUGGUUGCCAUUUGCCCGGGCAUCGGCCAUCGGGUGGGUGCCCGUAGCACAGAACCCCCUCCCCCAGCCAGUGGUGCGAGCGGAAAAUAGGAGGGGAGACGAGAAACUCACGCUCAAUAUCAGUGGCAGAAAGUUCGAAACCUGGCGAACGACGGUGGAAAAAUAUCCGGACACUCUUCUGGGUUCCAAUGAAAAAGAAUUUUUCUUCGAUGAUGACUCAAAGGAUUACUUUUUCGACCGGGAUCCCGAAUUUUUUCGACACAUUCUUAACUACUACAGAACAGGGAAAUUACAUUAUCCAAAACAUGAAUGCAUAUCAGCUUACGAUGAGGAACUUGCUUUCUUUGGGAUUAUGCCGGACCUCAUUGGUGACUGUUGCUAUGAGGAUUACAGGGACAGACGGCGUGAAAAUACGGAAAGACUUUUAGAUGAUGCAAAUUCGGAAAACGCGGACAUUGACCCAGCCACUAACCUCAGGGAGCGGCUAUGGAGGGCAUUCGAGAACCCCCACGUUGGGACUGCAGCUUUGGUAUUUUAUUAUGUCACAGGCUUUUUUAUCGCCGUUUCCGUUAUGGCCAAUGUAAUAGAAACCAUACCAUGUGGUCAGAAACCGGGGACGGACGAAACCCCAUCAUGUGGAGAACGUUUUGAAAUCGCUUUUUUCUGCUUGGACACUGCAUGUGUGAUGAUCUUUACGGCCGAGUACCUGCUCCGGUUGUAUGCUGCACCCGACCGCUGCAAAUUUAUGCGAAGUGUCAUGAGCGUAAUAGAUGUAGUUGCAAUUCUUCCGUAUUACAUUGGGCUUGUUAUAACAGACAACGAUGAUGUUAGUGGCGCAUUUGUGACACUCAGAGUAUUCCGAGUUUUUAGGAUCUUUAAAUUCUCUCGCCAUUCACAGGGAUUACGAAUUCUUGGAUACACUUUAAAAAGUUGUGCAAGCGAGUUAGGCUUCUUGCUUUUUUCGCUAACAAUGGCUAUAAUUAUAUUUGCUACAGUGAUGUUUUACGCGGAAAAGAAUGUGACCAACACGCGAUUUACCAGUAUUCCUGCAGCGUUCUGGUACACAAUCGUUACCAUGACAACGCUAGGUUAUGGUGAUAUGGUGCCCAGGACAAUACCCGGCAAGGUGGUAGGAGGUGUGUGCUCGCUUAGUGGAGUCCUCGUCAUCGCCUUACCUGUUCCCGUUAUUGUGUCAAACUUUAGCAGAAUCUACCAUCAAAACCAGAGAGCCGACAAACGCAAAGCGCAAAAGAAAGCUCGACAGGCUCGAAUCCACAUGGCUAAAAAGUCCAGUGGAGCAGCGUUCCUCCACAGCAAGAAACGGGCAGAGGAAGCUCGACGAGCGCGUGAAAGUGGCGUGGAGUUAGACGACAGUAAACAAAAUAUGCUAGAGAUGCAGCACCACCAUCUACUGCAUUGUUUAGAGAAAACCACGGAAGCACACAAGGAUGAUAUGAAUGAUAUACAGAUUCGUAUGCCAACUAUAAAUAGAUCGUCGAGAUCGAGUUUAAACGCUGUUGGCACAUCUACGAACAACAAACCUAACAAUACGUUAACGGUCACCACAGCUAUUGUGACCCUUCCCACGCCAAGCACCACCCCAGAGACCGAAUCAGCCCAAACCCAGAGUACGAGCGGUACUACAUCACCCAAAUACGGCAGUCCUAAUCCGGGGCUGGCACAGAACCCAGGGAACGUCAUACGGAUUUCUACCUUGUGAUAACAGGAUAGGGAUAUAGAUAGAAAUGUAAAAAUGGCGUGUUGUGAUUGAGACUCCAGGUUUAUCACAGUGCGAUCGAUAUUCGAUACAUUCACGAUUCAAGAAAAAAAAGUUCACGUUUGAGUUGUAGAUUAAGCGAAUACAAGUGUAGUUGAAAAUACUAUCUUUUUUUCUGAAACUGGAAAUUCCUGAGCAAAGAGCUUUAAAAAGAAUGGUUAUAUUCCAAAAUAUACAUCAAUGAAGUCUUUUGAGGACAUAAGGGAAUUUGUUCUUGCUUAAAUCACUCUUCUGAGCUUUUCAAUCAAAAGCUGAACAGGAAUUAAUCAAAGGAGAUAUAGAAGGGUUCGGGUCGUAAACAGGGGCAGAUUAUGCCAGUUUUCCAUGUCCUAGGCCGUAUUGUCAUGAUGCCAGGUUUCCAUGUCCUAGGCCGUAUUGUCAUGAUGCCAGGUUUCCAUGUCCUAGGCCGUAUUGUCAUGAUGCCAGGUUUCCAUGUCCUAGGCCGUAUUGUCAUGAUGCCAGGUUUCCAUGUCCUAGGCCGUAUUGUCAUGAUGCCAGGUUUCCAUGUCCUAGGCCGUAUUGUCAUGAUGCCAGGUUUCCAUGUCCUAGGCCGUAUUGUCAUGAUNAAGUUACCUUUCAAGUUGUUGGCCUAAGUAUCGGAAUGUUUCGCGGAUACCAGUUGUUUUUUCGAUGUGUUUCCCACUAUCCAAAUAGUAUGGCGAUAAAUCAGUAGGUGUGAUUGUUCCUGGAAUAAGAAGAAAAAAUGAUACCAGAGAAAGGUAACACAGGAACAUACGAUUCAUACAAUACCUGAACUCUACUUUCAAUACCAUACUUCACAUUCUUUCAUAUCAUGUGAGAUUGUUUUCACUUCCAUAAUGCUGUAGAUAUAGUGUUUACAUUUUUGUAUACUCCUAAUCCAUAAUGAUCUCAUUACAUGCUUUCCUGAAACCCUUGUUUGAAUGAUAUGUAUGAACAUUCAGUUUUUUAUAGCUAUUUUAUCAUGUUAAAUUUCUUAACAAAUGGUAUAUGAUAAUUAACUUUUUUCUCUUGGUUUAAGUUUUCUUGUCUUAAUUGUCGUCGAUUUACUGGUCUUGUGAUAUCCAAGGAGUGAUGCUACUUUUAUCAGUGAUUGGACAGUGCGUAUGUUAUUCGAUGAUAUCCAUUCGCAGACACCAUAAUUAAAAAGUAUCUCCCUGUAAAAGGGUAGCAAUCCAGACUAUACAGACGUUUUCUCAUUUUCAACUGAAUUAAGCACAAUUUUAGAAGGUCUCGUAACUAAAUAAUAUCAAAAUAGGAUUUUUUGACAUAUAAACGUGUGACAAUUAUCUUCCUUGACAAAAUGGUAGUCGUUUUCAUUGAAUGAAUUCUAUUAGAGCUGUCAUCUUAGUGAAAUAUGUUUAAUAUAGCAUUUUAGAACAAGUAGAUUUGGAUAGCAAAACUAGUUUCAAAUUUUGUAUCUGAGAAACGUGAGAUCAGUUCCUUUCAUUCUUUUCUCUAAUCAAGUCUUGGAAAAGUCCGUAUAUUUUGAAAUUGACGCCGUCUCAAUUCUGGUUUCGUGAACAUAUUCAUAUAUUUUGUUAAACAUUUUUGGAUUAAGACAAUAUCUUCCAUUCCACAUCGAACUCAAAUCAUUCGAAUAUUUCUUAUAUUAAAAGUCGUUUCUUUGCAACGACAGAAAGCGUCUGGAAUGCUACCCAAAGCAACUCUUGCGACCUCGACUCAUUUCCAAAAUAUGUAUUGCAAGCCUACCUUUGCAACAGACUUAAAGCAUGUUGCCUUUAGCAGAAUACAAACAUUUAAAACGUUUUUAAAAAAUGUGUUGAUUUAGAACCGAUUUCUGAUAAGAAGUCAAAGUCUUUUAAAUAUUUGGAGUAGGUGAUUAUAACCAGUUGUGUACUUGAAUAUGAGAGGUUUGUUUUAAAUCCAGCUACACGUGCUCCUUGCGUACUAGUAGUUUGUAACUUUGCCCACGCGGGAUUUAAACAUGUAUAUAACAGUGAAGGUUAAUGAUCAUCUUCAUAUUGUUAGCUUUUUUACAUCAAACACGUUUUCUUUUACAUUUUUGCUUCAAUAUCAUUUAACAUUUUGUGUGAUAUUACGAGAAAAUUACGGUUAUACUGAAAUGAAUGAGUGAAAUGAUAUGGGGAAAGUACGGUAGUUUCCCACUUAAACGGUCAAUGGAUAUAUAUACCUUUGCUAAGGUUGUCCAUUUUCUGGCUGUGACUUUUUUAUCUAUUUUUUUAAUGCAAAUAUUGCUUAUGAAGUAAGUGUGCCACACACGCCGAGGUGCCGUUCACUACUGCUUGUAAUUCCUUAUGCGAUCUAUAGUUACACGUCAUUUGGAAUCAAACGGAGUAGUUUAUUCCGAUUAGGACAGAGUUCAAUGACGUCAUAAUUGAAUAAGAAACCAAAAGCGGUUGGUUAUGCAGUAGAUAUAUAUAUAUGUAACAAUAGUUAUAAAUAAUUGAAACUAAUAUAACAUUAUAUCUGUUGCAAAACAAAGACGACACCGGCAUAAAUUCCGUCAGGACUUCAUCCUACUCUUUGUGUGAAAUUUAGUGUGACAUUGACCACAUGCACACAAAAUGAUGACGCCACUUCGAGCUUAUUUCGGCUUUGUGUCUUUUAGGUGUUCGUCGAUGCCACUUGUGUGGAGAUUGAUGUAGCACUAAGAUUAUAGUCGAACUUCGCUAAUACGAUCUCGGAUAUCUCGACUUUAUUGUCGGAUGGCAAGUGUUGGACACAAAACUUGUUGCAGCAAGAUAUAGCAUCAUUGUGAACAUCUCCCGCUGUGUUCGUCAGUGUAGGAUAGUUUUGUUUUCUCUUUAACGACGUCAAAAAAUACUACCUCUUAACAUUGGUUUUGCACUGAAUACUCGGAUAAUACAUUUCCAAAUUGAGCCGCAAGUUAUGUGUUUUUAAAUCGCGCAUGCAUCAUCUUAACCAUAUCGCCACACCAAAAUUCACUUUGUUUGUGUUUAUUUGUUUUAGCCAAACUGGACAGAGACACUCUUUGAGCUUAGCCUGUUACACAGAGUUCGCCGGUUCAUCCUUUUUUAUUAAUCAAUUUUGUUCUCAGAAACAAGUUGGCGUUAUACAUAUUUUAUUUUAAACCAAGCUUGAUUGAAGAGAUUCAAGGGAAGAAGGUGGUGUGAACUUAACAACAUUUUUAAACAUCAUUCUUUGUAUCUACAAUUGCAAGCGCGUACUUUUACUUGAGCUUGUUAACGUAAAUGUGAAGAAACAUUAUGUAUGGAAGUCAUACUUGUACAAACAGGGGCCAUUGGAUCCUGGAUUGGGCUCGUCCAGUGGUCUUACAUAAUACUUACUAUAAUAGGUAUUGGUUUUAUUUUCAGCAAUUACCGGAGCUUAACCUAUUCUUGAUCUGUUCAUUUUCUUUGUUCCUCCUGAACUACCAUUCAGAUAUACAAAAUAUCAUUAUUUUAUCCAAAAAUGGUUAUGCCAAAAAUAAAUUCUACUUGAUAGUCUAUUGUUUAGAUUAAGCAUUUUAAACAUGAUAAACAUGAUUAACAUGAAGAAAUUGCCUUAAUAGUUUUUAAUAACGUCAUCAAUUAAUAAUAAUAAAAAAAAAAAAAGGAAACGCUGAUAAGGAUAAAGUAAAUACGUUCAUGUUUGAGUUAGUAUACAACAAAUCAGUAUCUAAAGUCGUUUUUUUAAUAGUUGUACAACAGUUCAAAAUUUAGACAAGGAUUUGAUCUAUUUUUUAGGCAUAAAAUGAAGACAGUUUUAAGUACAUUAUAAUAUCAUCCCAAUUCUUGAUAAUAUCCAUUAUUGUCCACUAUUAGUACGGUUUGUUUAUAAAAAAAAAUUAACAAUAUUAAAUAUUUGCUCCUGCUUUCAGCACUAUAGAAUAAAAACAAAGUAGUGUUAUUUCGUUGUAACAGUUGAAACUCCUGUAAGGUAUUUUUCUUAUCGUUCUGUAAUAAUUUGAUUUCACUUCCAUAAUAUAAUAUUUCCUAAAAUGCAAAGAAGUGAUAAUUUUCCAAUGUUAUGUAGAAUUAUUUUAUUUAUAUAACGGUGUUAAGAACCCAUUUGUAAGUCUGACACAGCUUACCCCCGACGCUGAGAAUCGAACCCGCGCCGUAUUUGUGUACCAGAGUUCGACCACUUCCAAACAUUCUAGACCUCAUGGCUGACUGUGGCUGCAUAAUCUGAUGCAAAAUGUGAUAACUAUGCUUAACUAAACGUGAUAUUAUCCAUAAUGGAAAACACUAUGUAUCCAAAUGAAAGAUUUUGCGUGUAAGAAUGUUUUUCUUCAUAAUGGAUAAGAAUAGAAACACAAUGAACAUUGCAUCCAUAUUCCCUUUGAUUAUAGGGAACACAUUUAAGGGUUUUAGUAGACCAAUACUGUAAAGUUUAGGAUACAGAAAUGGCUAUUUGAAGAAUGCACACUAACAUAAGUUCACUAGAACUAUUUACAAUAAUGCACGUACACAAAACAUGUAGAGCAUUGAAAUGAAUGAAGAAAGUUUCAAUGAAAAAUUUUUUUUAUAAUAAUUAUUUGUUUUUUUUUAUUUAUAUCACAGUUGUCGAAAGAAAACAAAACGCGUCAAGGAAAAAAAUAAGCUUAGUAUUCCUGAAAUUAUCGCAUGAUUUUUUCAUCUUGGUUAAUAUUUCUUAAAUGUAUACCAUGGGUUAAUAUUUGGAUAUCUACAAUAAGUCAUUUUCUAACCGAGUAUAUAUCUUUAGCACAAAUACCAAUAACUGGUCGUUAACAUGCGGUUAAUAGUGUAGCAUCGCUAUUUACGUGUUUACACGGCACACGUGCCGGAUACCAAUGUGUUGUCGCUGGAUUUGCUUUACAUCUGUCAAAAAUGUAGGUAGAAGGGAGGGUAAAUUAGCUCUGUCCAUUGUAUAAGAAAAUGUCUUUAUUUUAAACUAAUCGCCUUGUUUCUUAUGAGUGUUGUUUCAACCUUUAUCAUGCCACCCUAAUGGUGUCAUACCACUGCUGUUGAUAUUUCAUCUGUUGUAUAAUAUAAACUCUUGCUCAUAGUAUAUGACCAAUUGAUUAUGUAGUUUUAGCUCCGAAAUGAACGGAAAGAAUGUUCCUUGUCGAAAAUUCACAGACACUAGAAAGUUUCCAAGGCAGCUUAGACUUAAAACGCAUCAAUUGGUUUUGAUGACUAUUAGAACUAACAGAAACAGUGAGGUUAGAGUUUCAGUUGGUACAAGAAGAAAGAACAAACUUACAUAUGCCAAAAUAUUCACCACGAUAGUUGCUCCUGUGCCGUUCGCCAAGGUCAGGACCUCACGAUAACAGUACCGACACAACUUGUUUUACUUAUAUUCUAAUGUAUGAAAAAAACACCGUAUGUUUAAUGUUGUUCUCUUGACAGUGUGUAUUCUCGCUCACCAACUACUUCCGGUCUAGUCGUGAUGUCAUCUUGAUUUGGUUCAACAUAAUAUUUGUUUGUAACUAUUAAUAACGCGUACAGCAUAAAACAACAGAUUUUCUUAAAUUGAAUUUGGUCCAUAAAAAGGAGUGCAUGUUAUACUUCGUCAGCAUUAAGGAUGUAUGUUACCUUUCUGUACAAAGGAGUCGUUGGAAUGUAAAUUUGUACAAAAGCAAUUUACACUUAACUGAAUUUGAUGAAAUGUAUUAACUCUGCUCUAGAAUGCAUUUAUUUUUAACACGUGAGUUAUUCUGGUUUAUCUGAUGAUGCUGAUUAAAACGGUUUAAGGGAAAUACUUCUCUAACAAAAACAAUAGUAAGGCAAUAUAUAUCUUUAAGUGUGUGUCAUUAAUGUAAUUGUUAGUUUACACGAUUGUGGCUCACUUACAUUUAGUCAGUUCCAUUUUACCUGCGUAGAUCUGAUCUGAAACCAGAAUCGUGAUAAAUCAAGCAUACCAUGGCAAUAAGUAAACCAGAAAUAUCCCAAAUAAAAAGAAAUUACUGGGAAAAAUACGAAUUAUAUCAUUAAUAUAUAUCUAGUUUGGAAAGAAUUAUAAUUUCAUGUGCAUAAAAGUAUGUUGAUAUUUUGAUGCAACUUUACAACUUGUCGUUACAUUAAAAGUAUGAUCACAAAUGGUUGUAUUCCCCACACUUUCAAAUAUGACUAUACUUAUAUUUUAACACAUUAAAUGGCAAACUGCCUCUUUAUGUUUGUUUUUGCUGAAAGAUCAUGAUUACAAAUUUGUAUACUAUUUGAAACAAAACAAAAUAAAACUAUUUAACAAAACACAAAACACGGUGAAACCUCGUUGUUUUGAACAUCCAGAAGUAUAAUCAAGAAAAAGAGCAUAUGGGACUCAUAAACAAAUAUACUCAAGAAAUGUAAAUGGACACUAUAGAAGAUGUACAGAGGAGACGGUAGAUUAGCAGGUUUUUACUUUGAAAUAUACUUCUAUACAGGUGUAACUUGAAUUGAACAAUAUAAAUGGAAAAAUAUUCAGUAUAACAAACCCUCUUGAUUACCAUUAAGUAUUAACUUUUAGAAUUACAAACCUUCUUGAUUAACAAAUUUGUAUAACAACCCUUCUUGAUUAACUUUAAGCAUAACAAACCUUCUUGAUUAACAUUUAGUAUAACAACCCUUCUUUCUUGAUUAACUUUUAGCAUAACAAACCUUCCUGAUUAACGUUUAGUAUAAUAAACCCUUUUGAUUAGUUUUAGUAUAACAAACCUUCUUAUUUAACUUUUAGCAUAAAAAGCCUCUUGAUUAACUUUUAGCAUAACAAACCUCCUUGAAUAACAUUGAGUAUAAUAAACCUCCUUGAUUAGCAUUAGUUAUAACAAGCCUCUUUGAUUAACAUUAAAAUAAAAAGCCUUCUUGAUUAUCAUUGAGUAUAACAAACGUUCUGGAUUACCAUUAAGUAUAACAAACGUUCGGGAUUAUCAUUGAGUGUAACAAACGUUCUGGAUUAUCAUUAAGUAUAACAAAAGUUCUGGAUUAUCAUUGAGUAUAACAAACGUUCUGAAUUGAUAAAUAACUGAAUGGAUUAAAGUUAAAUGUAGCACACUUGGAUGAGCAUUCAAUAUAAAAACAAAAUUUAAUUAAUUUAAGGUAUAAAUAACCUUCUUGAUUUAAGUCUAGUAUAAGACACAUUAUGGGUUAACACUUAGUAUAACAAACCUAAUGAUAAAUGUUCAGUUUGACAAACCUAGGAAUGACAAAAAUUUCUAGAUUGACAUCCAUUAUAAACAAUCUAAUCUUAACGCAGACAGAUUUGUAUGGGACAUAUCGUUUUAAUUCAUUAACAGAUCACAGCGCUUUGUAGGCCGAUAUGAACUCGUAUUAUUAUUAACGCACAGGUGUGUAUAGAGGGAAACUGAAACUUACCAGAGCACGGGGAACACACGUGUGUCGUACCACUGACAUCACAUAAGGUCACGUGGUGUUGUUUUAUUGUGGAUAGAACUUACUACUUACUCGAUUACAUAUAUCCUGGUUGGAACCUCUUUCCACAUGUACCUCUACACAUUUCCAGACACUUUUUUCUUUCGUUAAGCAUUUUAGGAAUGAAUGUAUGUGGCCAUUCCUGAACCAACAUUCGUUUACCUGUUAGGUCAUUGAAAAGUCUAGCGUUGGUUGGAAGCGCAAUGAAUAUAUAGAUGAAUAUGUGUAUUGAUGCCUGGUUGUUGAGUUCGUGUUAGACAUCGUAUCAAUAGGGUACAGGGACGCCACAUGUUCUCGGGCAGCUUGAAACUCGAAUUAGAUGAAGUCAUAUCGACAUAUAUGCUUAUACAUUUCUUCUUAUCAGAAAAGUCGUUUUGAAAAAGCAAGGUUAGGAAUGGCACAUUUAUUGACACCUUCCGAAUAUUAAUGAUUCUCAAUGACAUCUCAGAUAAUGUUCCAGAUGAUAUACGUUUUUGCCACUUUUCUGCCUUUGACUGGGAGAAUAAUUAUCCCGUGGGCAUUUCUUGAUUUAACUUAAAACUCCAUUAUAAACGACGCACUCGAGUAAUGGUUAAUAGUAUGUCAGUUCGGCAUCUUCACGCAGUGCCUAUUUGAGGGGAUAACUGUUGAAGGGUGUGAAAUUGGUUUACAAAUAGCUUAAACAUGUGUAGAGCUCUGCACCAUAUAUCAUUGUUCUCCUUGUAAAAUUAAGAGACAUAGAGUAAGGUACAAAACUUCAAAAUGUUUUUAUGUAAUUUAAUUGAGUUUGUCUUGUUAUCUGUCAACGUUCCUCUCCUCAACCACUGACGGUUACAUCUGUUUAAGAUAAACAGUGUACCAACAUUGUAUUUUAUAUGUCGAUACGGAAUCAAUUAUUACAUUUAUGGGCUUAAGUAUUUCGUUUGCCAAAUAUUUCUAUUUACAUAAGCACUUUUGUACAAAUCUGAAAAUUUUAAGAUAUAUGAGAAAGAACAAGAAAACGUUUCCCGUCUUUACUUAAUUAAUAAUAACAUUUUUGAAAUAAAUCUAAUUAUCCUGUCCCUCUUUGCCAUAUGUUAAUGGCUUCUAGCGUAUAUUAUUCUUUGUCUGCCAAACAGUGUGUUACCAUAAUGUAGUGGUAGUGUAAGAACGUGUUUGCUUCCAUGUAAGUGUUUUGUAAAUGUUUUCAAUACACUUUCUGUGUUAAGUGUGUUCUACGAACCCGCCUUUAGCAUUUCAGUAUGACAUUUUUAAAGCUAAAUUGCAGCUGAAAAGAGGUAUUAUGGAAUUUUCAAAACCCAGUAAAUGUAUGAUGCUGAUGAAUGUUGUUGAAGCUAAAGAGAUGUAAACGGUUUGCAUGGAGUUCCUGCAAAGGGUCUAUAUCGGUCAGAUCUUAAAUCUAAAAAUCGCGCAUAAAAUCAUCAAAAUAGACAUAUUUUAUAAUAUUGAAGACAUUUCUACGUGGAUAGUGGCAUUCUUAUUAAUAAACAAUGUCUCUAGAAGCGUAUGUCGCUAUAUUAUUUUAAGCCAGCCUAGAUCGCUAUUCAUUACUAACAGAUGUUGUAAUUGACCGGUCAACUAAUCUACCGUGUUUAGACAUCAAUUUCAAACCGUGGAUUAAAAUAUCUUCAUUUUUUUUAUAUUUUUUUUUUAAUUCGCCAAUGAUUUUUUUUCACUUCUAUACUGUCCUAUUUUGCGUAUGCAUUUUAGCACAUGAUACUAUACUAGACAAAUGAGUUGGUGAGACUUAUCUCCCUGCGUGCGGUUUAUAAGGAUUGACCCCGACCAUGUAAGUGAAUUUAUGAAAGUGAACUUGGCUUGACAGUGAUACACUGAAUGUCAGACUCUUGUACAUAUAUACGUAUUAAUUAACAUUGAUUGUCCACCUGUUUUUUCCAUCUUUUUUGGCAAAUGUACAUUUGACAAGUGCAAGUAGGCGUAGAACGAAGGAUCCUGUUGUUACAUUUUUGAUUACAAAUAAAAUCCCAACAUUACCAAUUCAA